Molecule: messenger RNA, 765 nt
Organism: Vidua macroura (Pin-tailed whydah)
Lineage: Eukaryota; Metazoa; Chordata; Aves; Passeriformes; Viduidae
Product: histone H3
Exons: 1
Coding region: 255-665 (136 amino acids)
Cellular component (GO): nucleosome
Molecular function (GO): structural constituent of chromatin; DNA binding; protein heterodimerization activity
Source: RefSeq, a predicted model, not a curated record
GGCCGGGGCCGCCGCCGCCCCUCCUGUGCCUUGCGAGCCGCUGUUGGAAGGGGGCGGGGGCGGGGCGAGGCCAGGGCGCGUUUCCCGCCCCGGAGGCGGGGUCUUUUCCCGGGCUCGCGAGAAGCGUCCAAUGGCAGGCGGGCGGUGUCGCGCGGGCGCGAGCGCGGGGCUAUAAAUAGCGGCGCGGCGGAGCCGCUGGAUUGGCGAGCGCUGUGGUGUGGUGUGCGCGAGCGGCUGUGUGCUGGUGCUGGGCCAUGGCGCGCACGAAGCAGACGGCGCGGAAGUCGACGGGCGGCAAGGCGCCCCGCAAGCAGCUGGCCACCAAGGCUGCCCGCAAGAGCGCGCCGGCCACGGGCGGCGUCAAGAAGCCGCACCGCUACCGGCCCGGCACGGUGGCGCUGCGCGAGAUCCGGCGCUACCAGAAGUCCACGGAGCUGCUGAUCCGCAAGCUGCCCUUCCAGCGCCUGGUGCGCGAGAUCGCGCAGGACUUCAAGACCGACCUGCGCUUCCAGAGCUCGGCCGUCAUGGCGCUGCAGGAGGCCAGCGAGGCCUACCUGGUGGGGCUCUUCGAGGACACCAACCUGUGUGCCAUCCACGCCAAGCGCGUCACCAUCAUGCCCAAGGACAUCCAGCUGGCCCGCCGCAUCCGCGGUGAGCGCGCUUGAGUUCCGAACUGCUGCAGCCCUUGCUGGCCGGGCAUUGAGGCAACCCACGCAGACCCAAAGGCUCUUUUAAGAGCCACUACAUGCACAAUUAAAAGAGCUG